Molecule: messenger RNA, 561 nt
Organism: Aspergillus calidoustus
Lineage: Eukaryota; Fungi; Ascomycota; Eurotiomycetes; Eurotiales; Aspergillaceae
Source: the annotation of a GenBank genome assembly
AUGCCGCCCUCAACUCCCUGCAAGAUUUGCCACCAACCUGUCUGCAAAACCGGCUACAUCGGCCUCCAGUACAAUUUCACUCACACUCGCGAACCCGCCACCGGCUACAGACGCUGGUUCGCCGAUGAAUUCUCUAGACUCGCCACUAGAAGCGACCUCGAGAUCCGGCAGUACGCCAUCACAUCCCCAGCCUCAAGCCCCAAUUCGUUUUACGUGUUCAUCGAUGCUGACAGCGUUCCCGGAAGAGGCGACGACAUGGCGCGAUCUGUUAUGCUGAUCCAAGCGGAUGAGCGCGGCGUUCACUAUGUGAGAGCGGUUUGUUUCUAUCAUACCUGCCAGGGUGCUUUGGAUGAUAUUCUAUGGUAUAAGAGGCGGCUGAGAAAUGGUAAGUUGUUUGCCCUGUCAAUGGAGAUUGGAUGGGGUCGGCCUGGGUCGUUCCUGAGGCAGCUUCGGGGUGUUACUGGGACUGGGACUGUGAAACAGGUUGCUGCGACUGGGAGGGAGGUGUCCAGAUAUGGAUAUCGUAGCGUAGCUCAGAAGGACGGUGGAUAUAGAGAGUAG